AACAUGUUCGAGGUGGAGGAGGUGAACUGCAUCUGCGUGGACUGGAAGAGGGGCUCGCAGACCACCUACUCGCAGGCCGUCAACAACGUGCGCGUGGUGGGUGCCCAGGUGGCCCAGAUGCUGGAUGUGCUCAAGACAAACUACAGCUACUCACCCUCCCAAGUUCACCUCAUCGGCCACAGCCUGGGAGCCCACGUGGCCGGAGAGGCAGGGAGCAGGACCCCAGGCCUGGGCAGGAUCACCGGGUUGGAUCCGGUAGAAGCAAGUUUCCAGGGUACUUCUGAAGAGGUCCGACUUGAUCCCUCCGAUGCUGCCUUUGUGGAUGUGAUUCACACGGAUGCAGCUCCUCUGAUCCCCUCCUUGGGUUUUGGAACCAGUCAACUGGUAGGUCACCUUGACUUCUUCCCCAAUGGAGGAGAGGAGAUGCCGGGGUGCAAGAAGAACGCCCUGUCACAGAUUGUGGACCUGGACGGCAUCUGGUCAGUGAGAGUCACCAUUCCUCAGUUUUGA
Messenger RNA from Myotis lucifugus (little brown bat), 510 nucleotides. Its product is annotated as inactive pancreatic lipase-related protein 1-like. The record is from RefSeq and is a predicted model, not a curated record. Gene Ontology annotation, biological process: lipid metabolic process. Gene Ontology annotation, molecular function: triacylglycerol lipase activity. Lineage: Eukaryota; Metazoa; Chordata; Mammalia; Chiroptera; Vespertilionidae. The transcript has 5 exons. The annotation marks the transcript as partial.